Synchiropus splendidus (mandarinfish) is the source of this 1029-nucleotide messenger RNA. It is a transcript of the gene psma8, whose product is annotated as proteasome 20S subunit alpha 8. The transcript has 7 exons. The record is from RefSeq and is a predicted model, not a curated record. Gene Ontology annotation, biological process: ubiquitin-dependent protein catabolic process. NCBI's taxonomy places the organism in Eukaryota, Metazoa, Chordata, Actinopteri, Syngnathiformes, Callionymidae. Gene Ontology annotation, cellular component: nucleus; proteasome core complex; proteasome core complex, alpha-subunit complex. Bases 123 to 878 code for a protein of 251 amino acids.
GUCACGCGCAUGCGCCGCUAUCACCUCAGGACAGCUUGCGGCUCCGCGGCUUCUGCUAACUAGCUGAGUCAUUUGUGUCAAGUUUCUCUUCUUUUCGCAAUUUUGAUCAGCCUUGAAAAGCGAUGGCGGCGAGAUACGACAGAGCAAUUACUGUAUUUUCUCCCGACGGUCAUCUCUUCCAAGUGGAAUAUGCACAAGAAGCGGUGAAGAAAGGCUCCACCGCGGUGGGAAUCAGAGGCAAAGACAUUGUCGUUCUUGGUGUUGAGAAGAAGUCUGUAGCGAAGUUGCAAGAGGAAAGGACGGUCCGCAAGAUUUGUGCCUUGGAUGAGCAUGUCUGCAUGGCGUUUGCAGGUCUGACAGCAGAUGCCCGGAUUGUCAUUAACAGAGCACGUGUGGAGUGCCAGAGCCACAGGCUAACUGUGGAGGAUCCUGUCACCGUGGAAUACAUCACACGCUACAUUGCAACACUGAAACAGCGCUACACUCAAAGCAAUGGACGCAGACCGUUUGGCAUCUCCGCAUUGAUUGUUGGCUUCGAUUAUGAUGGGACCCCGCGGUUGUACCAAACUGACCCCUCAGGAACCUACCACGCCUGGAAGGCUAAUGCGAUCGGCCGCAGUGCUAAAACUGUAAGAGAGUUCCUGGAGAAGAACUACACUGACGAAGCCAUUGCCGGUGACAAUGAAGCUAUCAAGCUGGCCAUCAAAGCCCUACUGGAGGUGGUUCAGUCCGGAGGAAAAAACAUUGAACUUGCUGUCAUCAGAAGGAAUCAGCCUCUGAAGAUUUUGGAAUCCAAAGAGAUCGAAACCCUGGUGGCUGAGAUCGAGAAGGAAAAAGAGGAAGAGGCAGAGAAGAAGAAACAAAAGAAGUCCACUUGAGUCUCUAGCAUGAUCUUUCUUUUCUAUUGCACUUGGGUGAGCGUGCUGGAGUGCUGCUUUAAGUGCUCCCGUGUCAAACUUGCAGAGUACCACUGCAUCAGCAGUUUCCAUGGAUUCAGAGUCAAAUCAUUACUCAAUAAAGCUGACUUGU